AUGGCUGAAGUUAAUAUCACUUAUGUCACUGAAUUCAUUCUCAAGGGAAUUACAGACUGGCCAGAGCUUCAAGCCCCUUGCUUUGUGGUGUUUUUAGCCAUCUAUGUGGUCACGGUGCUGGGCAACCUUGGACUGAUUACCUUAAUCACGGUUGAUGCUCGACUUCACACACCGAUGUACUAUUUCCUCAGCCACUUGGCCUUUGUUGACCUUUGUUACUCCUCUGCCAUCACGCCAAAAAUGAUGGUGAAUUUUGUUGUGAAACACAACACUAUUUCUUUCCAUGCUUGUGCAACACAACUGGGCUGUUUUCUCACCUUCAUGAUCACUGAGUGUUUUCUUUUAUCUUCCAUGGCCUAUGACCGCUAUGUAGCCAUCUGUAGUCCCUUGCAUUAUUCAACACUGAUGUCAAAAAGAGUCUGCGUUCAAUUAGUGGCAGUUCCAUAUAUAUACAGCUGUCUGGUUGCACUAUUCCAUACCAUUAUCACCUUCCGUCUAACUUACUGUGGCCCCAACGUAAUCAACCAUUUCUAUUGUGAUGACCUCCCUCUCUUGGCUCUGUCCUGCUCAGACACACACAUGAAGGAAAUUCUGAUCUUUGUCUUUGCUGGUUUUGAUAUGAUCUGUUCCUCUUCCAUUGUCCUCACUUCCUACAUCUUUAUUAUUGCCGCCAUCCUAAGGAUCCGCUCUAUCCAGGGGCGACGCAGGGCCAUCUCUACCUGUGGCUCCCAUAUGGUGGCUGUCACUAUUUUCUAUGGCACACUCAUCUUUAUGUACCUACAGCCCAAAUCAAACCACUCCCUGGAUACAGACAAGAUGGCAUCUGUAUUUUACACAGUGGUGAUCCCCAUGUUGAACCCCUUAAUCUAUAGUCUAAGAAACAAAGAGGUGAAAGAUGCCUCAGAGAAAGCCUUGGACAAAGGUUGUGAAAUCUUAAAGAUAUUAAAAUUAAGAAAAUAA
Molecule: messenger RNA, 960 nt
Organism: Diceros bicornis minor
Lineage: Eukaryota; Metazoa; Chordata; Mammalia; Perissodactyla; Rhinocerotidae
Product: olfactory receptor 8U3
Exons: 1
Coding region: 1-960 (319 amino acids)
Biological process (GO): sensory perception of smell; G protein-coupled receptor signaling pathway
Cellular component (GO): membrane
Molecular function (GO): G protein-coupled receptor activity; olfactory receptor activity; odorant binding
Source: RefSeq, a predicted model, not a curated record